AUGGCAAAAGCAAAAGAAGUAAAACCAAAAAGUGUUAAAGGAGAAGAGGCUGAAAAGAUGAUCCAUGACUAUUUACGCAGAACAAACCGUCCCUUCUCAGCUACCGAUAUCAGCGCGAAUUUGAAGAAUGCUGUUACCAAACAGGUAGCACAAAAGAUUUUAGAACAAUUGCGCGACAACGGUCAGAUACAUGGAAAAUCUUACGGGAAACAAAGCGUUUACGUCUGCCUACAAGAUUGUCUUGAAGAAGCAUCUUCUGACCAACUAACGGAUUUGGAUCGCCAGAUUCAAACCUUGAAAGGAGAUCUUGAAAGUGUAAAGGCAGAGUACAAGGUGAAAGCAACAGAAUUUCAAAUAUUAAACAAUUCCCCUAGUCCGGCUGAAAUUCAUCAAAAAAUUUCCACAUUAGAUAAAGACAUUGAGCAAACAAAGAGCAAGUUAGAUUGCCUGCAAGCUGGUUCCAUCAAGAGUGUUACGGAGGAGGAGAUGAAGGAUACAUUAGCAAAUCAUGAUUUUGUCAGAAAAGGUUACUUACAACGAAGGAAAAUGUUUUACAACUUGUGGAAUCUCAUUACAGAUUGUUUGGAAAACCCCAAAGAAUUAUGGGACAAACUAGGAUUUGAAAAAGACGAAGUUACGGAUGUUAAACAAUAA
Messenger RNA from Schizosaccharomyces osmophilus, 654 nucleotides. It is a transcript of the gene meu13, whose product is annotated as Tat binding protein 1(TBP-1)-interacting protein (TBPIP)-like protein. Bases 1 to 654 code for a protein of 217 amino acids. The record is from RefSeq and is a predicted model, not a curated record. Gene Ontology annotation, cellular component: DNA recombinase auxiliary factor complex; condensed nuclear chromosome. Lineage: Eukaryota; Fungi; Ascomycota; Schizosaccharomycetes; Schizosaccharomycetales; Schizosaccharomycetaceae. Gene Ontology annotation, molecular function: recombinase activator activity; double-stranded DNA binding. The transcript has 5 exons. Gene Ontology annotation, biological process: homologous chromosome pairing at meiosis; meiotic joint molecule formation; meiotic strand invasion involved in reciprocal meiotic recombination.